Liolophura sinensis is the source of this 846-nucleotide messenger RNA. RefSeq names its product phospholipase A2-like. Gene Ontology annotation, molecular function: A2-type glycerophospholipase activity. Gene Ontology annotation, biological process: arachidonate secretion; phospholipid metabolic process. Bases 38 to 679 code for a protein of 213 amino acids. NCBI's taxonomy places the organism in Eukaryota, Metazoa, Mollusca, Polyplacophora, Chitonida, Chitonidae. The record is from RefSeq and is a predicted model, not a curated record. The transcript has 4 exons.
AAAACGACCUCAUCCUAAGGAUUGGUCAAAAAAGCUCAUGGCAAACACUCGUUCAAAAGAUGUCCAUCGCAAGUACUGGUCCAAGAGAGUUCAUCCAAAGGAUUGGUCACAAAAAGACUCGUCAAAAGAAGUUUACCCUAGGGACUGGUCAAUACAGGUUCAUCAUAAAGACUGGUACAGAACGGUUCAUCAGAAAGACUGGUUCAAGAAGAUUCGUCCAACAGAAUGGCUGUCAGACAUCGGCAGUGCUUUUCACUACUCCAAAGUAUAUCCUGGAACAAACUGGUGCGGAGACGGCCAUCGAGCUAAAAACUGGGCAGACCUUGGUCGGAAGUGGCGCCCAGAUACAUGCUGCCGGAGUCAUGACCUUUGCUCUCACGCGGUGGAGGCGGGAAAGGUCAAGUACGGGAUAAAGAAUCAUGGACCGUUCACCUGGUCUCAUUGUGACUGUGACCGAGAAUUUUACGACUGCCUGAAACAGGCCCGUACGAUAGACUCGGACAUCAUCGGUGUGGCGUACUUUGACGUCCUGAACAACUAUUGUAUAUACGAAGAUUAUCCGGAAACCUGCAAAAAGUUCCUGUUAUUCAAGGUUAAAUGCUCCAAGGUCAAAACAAAAUCCAAGAUCUGGAAGAAACGGAAAAUCGACCUGGUGUAUUUUGGAAAAGCCAGAGACUGAUCUAUUUCUGCGCGUGCUUCGGAUUUAAAUAAUCGAUUUAAAUAUUGAGCUACAUCUAACAUGAAGCGAAGCCUUUCCAGUCAACCGGAAGGAAGCUGUAUUGUAUCCAAAGCAAAGGAAAAUUCCACACUAAUUGCUUGAAUAUUGCUUAAAUCUUACGUCGUAAU